UCUGCCAUUCCAUGUUUUGAAGUUUCAUUUAAAAUUUAAAUCGGUACUUCAUGCUUACAAUAUGAUUUGAAAUCGGCAAUAUGAAGUUUUGCAGGAUAUGUACUCCCGUCACAAAUCCUUAAAUUUUGGCCAAUAUGUUCCAAACGAUAAAGUUUUGAACAAGAAGGUCCCUGAAAAUCCUAAAUAUAAACAUGUAAAGCCGGCAAUAGAUACAGGUAAAAAUGUAAAAAGGCAUAUUGAUGAACUCAAAGAAAAGCAAAAGAAUUCCCACCACAAGAAGGAUGAAGUUUUUAAUCGGGUCAAGUUUUCCACUUUCAUAAAACUAGCCAUUACUGUUGCCAAAGAAUCUUUCAAACAAGAAGAAAUAGGAGAUAUUGGUUCAAAAGAGGUUGUUGAGAAUUCCAUUGAAACUCACAGAGAAAACAAAAAUACUCUGGCCAAUGUACUCAUGGGUAUUGGAGAGAUAGACUUACGUAAUGAAAAAAAGAAGCAACCUGUCAUUCAACCAAAGAUUGAGAAAAAAGUUCCAUAUCUCUUAUUAGAUGUCAGAGACAGGGAUGAAUUUCUUAAAUGUCACAUCAAAACAGCUAAGCAUUAUCCUGCUGCAAUGCUGUCUCGAUCAAUUGGUUAUGAGACAGAAGAAAUGAAACUUUAUAAAAAUAACCGUCCUGAACUUAUAAUUUUGUAUGAUGAUGAUGAAUCAACUGCAUCACGAGUUGCUACCACUCUUGUACAAAGAGGUUAUGAAAAUAUCUAUUUACUCUCUGGAGGUUUAAAACUAGGUUAUGAAAUAUUUCCUCGUGCUCUUAUGGCUUCAGUUACUACCGGAAAUGGUUCUCCUACAAAAUAUGGGCCAAUAUCUUCUGUACAAAUUAAAACUACCUCAUCAGAGAACUUCUCUCUAGAAGAUAUCCUUUUUCAUAUUUUUACCUCUAAAGAUUGUUAUUAAAUUAUAUGAAACAUUUCAAUGAAAA
Molecule: messenger RNA, 974 nt
Organism: Argiope bruennichi
Lineage: Eukaryota; Metazoa; Arthropoda; Arachnida; Araneae; Araneidae
Product: centrosomal protein of 41 kDa B-like
Exons: 10
Coding region: 98-949 (283 amino acids)
Biological process (GO): protein polyglutamylation; cilium assembly
Cellular component (GO): ciliary basal body
Source: RefSeq, a predicted model, not a curated record